GUCUUGCAUUAUUUUGGAUUAAUUACAUAUACUUCACACAGCAACAACCUACUUCCUUUAGCAUUAGCAUCCUUUAACAUUAACCUCCCGGAACCAUGAAUGUAGAAAUACGUAACAAUUAAGACUUUUAAUAAAGUCUUUAAAGAAAACAGUAAUAAUCAUGUCGAUGUGGCAGUGGUACGUCUAUCCUGUAGCCUGGUUAUGAAGAUGGGUGUCUCUCAGCAGUGAGGUCCAUACCAGCUAAGAUUUUGGAAGCCUUAGUGAUCUGAAACAAAGAAGUGCAGCCAGAAGGUGCACAGUAAUGUCCCAGCUGACCGACCGAUUUGACAGCUGACCGUAUCAGCUGUUCACAGCCUUGCCUCCGUGGCCUGACUGAACUAACGCUGCGCUCGAUGAAAGUGCCAUUUACAAAAGUCCAGUCGCAUCAAGCUAUUACCCUUAAUCCCUUCAGGGCUUGUUCACUUAAUUCAGCUACACAGAUGAAGACUGUUAAGACGCAGACAAACAAACAUACCUACUGAAGGCUGCGGGAGUUUCACACAAGGUCUUCUCUUAUUUUUGAAAGAAAAUAGUGGAUUUUUGCUCAGGACAUUGAAGGUUUCUCGGGGGACAUGGGAAAGCAUGUGACUAUACUUUCAUUGUGUCCUUACAAGCUGAUUUUUUUGCAUUUCUACUCUUCGCAUUGAUGUCAAGCACUGAUGGGGUACAGAAGGCGGAUACAUUCCUUUGGGUGACAUGUUGUGGAAAUAAAGCUCCAGGGAUUUCCUUGAUUUAAAGAGAAACUCACCAGGUGAGUUUUACCUAUUAAUCAUCUCUGGCUACAACCUUUCAUGGCUUGGAGUUUUACGGACACUGUUUUGCUGACAUCAUUUACAUACACAGCCUUCAUAUUAUCAUUAAAUUCAAAGAAAUACAUAGAAAAGCUACCAAAUACAAAACUAAAUGAAUGGUGUGAAAUCUUAAACCAUUUCUUUUAAAUAGGCAGGAUUUAGUAUAGGUUAAAAUACGUAAAAGAAAAACUCAUGUCUUAUUAUUUGUAGAAUUCAUAGAAUAUUUUUCAUAGUAGCAGUCUUUCAUUCAUACUGUGAACAAGAUUCAAAGUGCACGUCGCAUGAGCUUUUAUCAACAGCUCUCUUAAGAGGGUUAAUCUCUGUUACACUACACUAAAUUAUUGUGAUGUCUGGGGAACUAAUGAAUAACCUCCCUUAGACCAAAGUUUAUAAAUCGAUAAUCCCCAGUAAUUCAUUAUUUCCUCUUGUGUUUUUCUGUGAGAAAAAUUGUAAUAUAGAUACUCAAAUAUAAACAAUUUUAAUGAAUAACAGAAGCUGGUUUAUAGUGAAGCAGGGCCAUCAUUGAGGGUUUGAAGCUUGUGGGCUUUCCCAGAGGCACAGGUGUGUGUUGACGUCGUCUGCUCUAAAAGGAGGAUUGACGCCAGAGUAAAAGAGCAAUGAACCCAGAUUAACUCGCUCUCUAGAUCUCAUUAACGUGUGCAACAACAUGACAUUUAGAGUAGCCUGUUGUCAAAAGCCUGAAAAUAUUGUACAGUACAAUAAUACGAUUUACUAGAGUAUGUCUGUUAGUCUAAAUGUUAAAAUUAAUAAUUUAAAUAAUGUAUUGUGUGUAAAUUGUGUAUUACUGAAUUAAGUGUUUGUGGUUGUUUUUUUAUUUAUUAAUUUUUUUUUUUACAAUGGUUUCUUAACCAUUUAACAAGUUCAAUCCACAUUAUUUUGUAAUGUGAUUUGUAUCAAAUGAAUUAAUGAAUAUAUAAAAAUACAAAUUAUUGUUUCAUACAAGUGCUUGUUAUACUGACUUUCAUAUUUUCUACCUUCAGGAGAAGUCAUGGGGUGUGGUGUCACAAAAACCAGUGAAUUCAAUAGAAAAUUUGAUAAAGAUGGAAAUGUCAUCCCAGGUGAGUUUUUUACCAGUCCAGCAAAGCUUGUGUAAAACCUUAUCUCUCACAGCUUUUGAAUUAGCACACAGUAGUUUAUUUUGUGUUUAGUGUCAAAAUAUAAGUAACUCAUUUACAUUCUCAACAUUCUCUUCUUUUUCAUGCCUGUCUGCAGCAGCCAUAAGUAAGAAAAAAUCAUCUUUAUAAACACUAUGAUGUCUGUUGAUUAUUGUUGGGUAUUACACAGGCUACUGUACACAGAGUUAUAAGACUUUCAAUAGGCCUACACUAUAAAAAAUUACUUUUCUUAUGUUGUAGCUUAUAAAAGAAACUAUGUUCUACAAGAAAGGAGCCUAGCUACUAUAAGUCUUUUUAAUAAUUUACAUAAUUUCCACGUUUAAUUCAAUGGAUUAACAGCUGGUCCUUUGUAAUUAUGUGAAAUUUAAUGUUACUAGUAAAAAUGAUACAAACUAAUCCUACACCCAAUUUUUUUUUUUCUGUGUAGAAAAAAUUGUCUCUCAACUUAUGCUUAAUUGGGUGUAAUUCUAGAAGCCAGACACGAAAACUACUGCAUUUAUAGCAAAUCUGUUUAAUUAUAGCCCAUUUAUUUCUGACCUCAGUCAUGUUCUCUUGAAAGCAAUGAAGGCUGCGGUGCUGAUCCAGCGCUGGUACCGACAGUAUGCGGCUCGCAUGGAAGUGAGACGCAGAUACACCUGGAACAUCUUCCAGUCCAUGGAGUACGCAGAUCUACAAGACCAGAUCAAAUUAUACAAUUUUCUUGGUUACCUGAUGGAUAACUUCACUCCACCAAGCAGUGAACGAAAUCUGAUCUCCCAUAUCUUCAGAGAAAACGAGGUUUGCAGAGAUGCAGAGUGGGAGCGAUACUUCAGCUACACCAAUAUCGAUGUGCCAGACAUCUACUCCGGUCCACGUCUAACCUUUCCUUUAGAUAUGGAUCAGGCUGCUGAUCUUGUAGAGGCCUUUAAAAAGAAACAACAGCUUCACUCUCGUUACGUUCUUCAGCUUCUUCUGGAAACAUGGAAGUUGCUCAAAGUGUUGCCAAAUAUCAACCGAGUCUCUACAUGCCAUAGCAAAGAAAUAACCAUUUGUGGUGAUUUACAUGGACAAUUAGAAGACUUGCUACUAAUAUUUUACAAGAAUGGAAUGCCGUCGUUGGAGAAACCCUAUGUUUUCAAUGGAGACUAUGUGGACCGAGGCAAAGACUCCAUAGAGAUUCUGCUCAUAUUGUUUGCUUUUCUGCUUGUGUUUCCUGGAGAUGUUUAUCUUAAUCGUGGAAACCAUGAAGAUCACAUAAUUAAUUUGAGGUAUGGCUUUACCAAAGAAGUACUGAACAAAUACAAGCUGCAUGGGAAGCGCAUCCUGAAGUUGCUCCAGAAAAUCUUCAGCUGGUUGCCUUUAGUGACAGUCAUUGACCAGCGGGUGUUGAUAGUCCAUGGAGGAAUCUCAGAUACCACCAAUCUUGCUCUGAUUGCUCGAGUGGACAGACACAGAUAUGUGUCUGCUCUGAGGCCUCCGAAGAAGAAGACUCCAUCACGCACUAAUGUAUAUGCAGAUUCAGAGCGCUAUGACGAGAUGAUCAUCUGUAAGAACAGAAGGGGCUCGCUGACCUUUCCCAAACCGUUUGGUGCUCGGGAAAGUUUUCAAAGACGCUCCCUUCAAGACUUCUCAAGGGCCGUGGCUCGGACACUUGAGGAGGAGUUCGAGGUUCGCCGUAGACAAGGAGAGUUUAGCUUGUCCAGCUUCAGCAAGUCUCACCGCAUUCUGAGCUCCGCUGUGUCAUCUGAUUCUGAACCAGAAUCCUCAGAGUUUACAGACACCAGCAAUGAGGAGUGGAAACAGAUUUUGGACCUGCUGUGGAGUGACCCCAUGUCUCAUGAUGGUUGCAUUCCCAAUGAGGUCCGUGGAGGAGGCUGUUAUUGGGGUCCUGAUGUCACCGAGGGGUUUCUGAACAGGCACAACCUCCAGCUCAUCAUCCGCUCACACGAGUGCAAACAGGACGGAUACGAGUUUUGCCACAAUCGCAAGGUCCUGACACUUUUCUCAGCGUCUAACUACUAUGAGGUUGGCAGUAACAGAGGAGCCUUUGUCAGGCUGGGUCCAGAUCUCGUGCCUUACUUUGUUCAGUAUCAGGCCACCAGUAUGACCCGAGGACUGAGCUUUCCACAAAAUGUAAAACGCACAGAGCACACAGCUCUCAAAGUCCUACGAGAGCAACUGUUUGUGCACAAGUCAGAUCUCCUCAGUGCCUUUCAGGAGAUUGAUAAGGAGAACACAGGACUGAUCUGUCUGAAUGAGUGGGCGAGUGCAAUCGAGCGAGUUCUUCACCUGGAUCUGCCCUGGCGAGUGCUUCAUCCUCAGCUCGUGUCCAGCACCACAGAUGGGAGGCUGGACUACCACGGCUGGUUCCGUGAUCUUGCCCUAAAAAAGCCCAGUUCUGAGCACAUUGAGCAGACGAUGCUGGAGACGUUGUAUAGACAUCGCUCCACACUGGAGACCAUUUUCAGAAUAGUGGACACAGAUAAUUCAGGGCUCAUCACUUUUGAGGAUUUCCGUCAGACGUUGAAACUGCUCAGUGCCUAUCUGAAAAUGGAGAUCUCUGACGAGGUCAUCAACAAGCUGGUUAUAAGCACCGACACAAAUAAUGAUGGUAGCAUUGACAUUGAUGAGUUCAUGGAGGCUUUCCGGCUGGUUGACAAAAGCAGACUUGAGAGAGGUAAAAGCCUAUUAAAGCUCAUGCAGGACAACCAGGAGACUGAAAGUCCACAGACUGUCUACUCUACAGCUCCACAGACUUCACAAUGUCCAGCUUCACAGCCUGCAGAUCCACCAGCUUCAAAUACUACAGACUCUGCAUGCUCACAGACCGCAAAUCCUCCAGCUUUACAGACUGCAGACUCUCCUGGUUCACUCGCUGAAGACUGUCCAGCUUCACAGACUGAAGAUCUCUGCCACAUUUCUGUGGUUGUUCCACCACAAUAACGGCUGACUGUUGUUAAAUUACACUGCUGUAAACCAUAGCCUUCCCUUGGUAUUUAACCCAACCUUUUGUAGUCUUUAAUCUUCCAUUGCAUAAGCUGUUGAUAUCUCAACGAUAUCUGCACUUGUUUUAUCUCCCUGACAACUGGUCCAAGAUAAAGAGGCUUCUAGAAUGUGCCAGCAUUGCCUCUGACAAAUAUAUUCACACAAUCUGCAUCAAAACGAGCCAUCAGUAUCUUGAUAUGCCCAUGACAUAAUUAGAUUGUAAAACAGAGUAUAUGUUGUUCAUAAUGUAUUUGAGGUGUGUGAAUGUAUUAUGCAAGUAAAGGGGUAGACAGAAAUUGAAA
Carassius gibelio (silver crucian carp) is the source of this 5232-nucleotide messenger RNA. RefSeq names its product protein phosphatase with EF-hand domain 2a (gene ppef2a). Lineage: Eukaryota; Metazoa; Chordata; Actinopteri; Cypriniformes; Cyprinidae. The record is from RefSeq and is a predicted model, not a curated record. Gene Ontology annotation, molecular function: iron ion binding; protein serine/threonine phosphatase activity; manganese ion binding. Gene Ontology annotation, biological process: detection of stimulus involved in sensory perception; negative regulation of MAPK cascade. The coding region runs from base 2528 to 4888 and encodes 786 amino acids. Gene Ontology annotation, cellular component: nucleus; cytosol. The transcript has 16 exons.